GCGCUCAUUGCUAUUUUGUUCUCGACAAGCCUCUGUCAGGCGCGAAUGCUCCCAGCUGCGUGGCAACAAGUGAUGCCACUGCAAUCGGAGAAGGACGACCCUGUUAGGGAAUAUGAAGGAACCACGCCUUCAGGGAAGGAAGACUAUUCAGAUUACAGAAGCGGUUACGAUGACUACGAGAGAGCUGAAGGAGACGCCGAUAAUGAAGAAAGAGGUAAUUCGUAUCCGAUGGAAAAUGAAGAUGCCAUGCUCUCUCGUCUCGGUCUUGUUCUCUCUGGAGGCGAUGCCACCCUGAUGGACUCUACGCAGCAGCAGACGAAGCCAGCAAAACCUGAGAACAGCAGCAGGAAACUCAAGCGUGAAAGAAGACAAACAUCUCUGUCCUUAGCGAGCGGCAGAAACUCCAAUCGCCGAUAUAGGCGUACAACAAUCUGUAUGUAUGAAUGUUGAUACCGGACGUGAAUGUUUCAAUUUCUUUUGGACUUGGAUAUGGCAGUACCAAAAGUGCAACAUGUCCUUCUGAGGUAAGAACGUAUGGUAUAUUCAGAACGCUUC
Darwinula stevensoni is the source of this 555-nucleotide messenger RNA. The record is from the annotation of a GenBank genome assembly. Lineage: Eukaryota; Metazoa; Arthropoda; Ostracoda; Podocopida; Darwinulidae.